This is a messenger RNA of Dioscorea cayenensis subsp. rotundata (Guinea yam), 915 nucleotides long. RefSeq names its product NDR1/HIN1-like protein 13. Lineage: Eukaryota; Viridiplantae; Streptophyta; Magnoliopsida; Dioscoreales; Dioscoreaceae. The record is from RefSeq and is a predicted model, not a curated record. The transcript has a single exon. The coding region runs from base 1 to 408 and encodes 135 amino acids.
AUGGCGGAGUGGGUCCCACCCACCACCUCCGCCUCCGCCUCCGCCUCCCGUCCUCCUCUCCCGCAACCACCUCCAGACCUUACCACCAAGCCCCUUUCCGAGCCCGAGCCUCCUUUUUGUUCCGAAACCUACAUUGUCCAAGUCCCAAAGGAACAAAUCUAUCGCAUACCACCUCCGGAGAAUGCCUACCUCGCCGAGCAGUACAAGAACAACCUCAACCGUCGACGCAAAAGCCCAUGCCUCACCUACCUCCCUUGGCUCCUCGCUGUCAUUGCUGCCAUCGGCAUCACCAUUGGCAUUGUUGCUCUUGUGUUCUACCUUGUUGUGAGACCCGGUGCUCCCGAAGUAUCAAUUGAGGCAUUUGCUGCCAAGAAUCUAAAACCUUCGCAGCAGAUGGGAGAAACCUGAGUAUGAUAUCUCGAUGAAGACAUUAAAUCCAAGUGUGAAUAUGGGCUACAUUUACAGUAGCGGAGGAAAGGCAAGUAUGUCUCACAAAGGUGUUGUGAUUGCCUCCGGUGAGCCACCGUGGUUUGAUCAACCAUCACACAAUGAGACUACAUUCCAUUUAGUUCUUCGGGGGUCGAGCAAUACGUUGCCUAAGGAGAUUCAAAGGAGCUUGAAAGGGCCGAAGGAUAUAGUCGCCUUAUCUCUUUCGGUGAACUAUGAGGUGAGAUUGAAAAUUGGAGUGAUAGAGUCGAGCAAAAGUAUGAGCAUUCAGUGCGAUUUUAGGGCUGAGCAAGUUCGCUAAGGGGAUGAAAAUUGUGUCACAGGAAUGCAGUGUUAAGCUCGGGCAAUGACAAAGGUGGUGCUAGUAGAGUGUUAUUGAUAAUGGAAAUUGAUUUCUCUUGAGAUUUUUGGUGUUCUUUCUUCCCUUUUUUUUUCUCCAUUUCGGUUGGAUUUUUCAGUUCACUUACU